UUAAUAUGCUACCCAUUAUGAUAAAUACGUUUAUUCCUGGCCCGUACGGUGGUUGCGUGGUAAGGACUAACAAAACCUACGACUUGCGCUUACAUGACAUGGUGUACAAGUGCUUCUCAGCGUGUCCCUUGUGUGCUGAGUUAUGUUGACACAAAGAAGACAAAUUGCUCGAAUAAGAAUCCCAAUCUUCAGUCACAUAAUUGAGUCCCCCACCUGUUGCCAUGUCUUAUGACAGAUUAAUUUGACAACAGCUGGGAACGGGUCAUAUGGAACUAAGGAAUCGUAGCCUACAUGAGUCUAUUUGUUGUUCCCCAACAUGACAAUAAAACGUUAUUUAAAUCACCUAGAGCUUUCCAUGUGCGACUGAGAACCAAUUAAUGAUUCAAGGGGAGGUCUGACGGAGUCCCUGUUGCCUGUAUAAAAAUGCCAGCACUUCCUAUCGUUGAGUCAGUGUGGGUCUUAGAACUGAGGUUCAGUCAGAAAACUUUGGUUACCACGAUUGCUUUAUAUUUCAGGGGAUCUAAAAAUUUGAAUAUCUUAAUUAUAAUACAGAAUAGUCUUGAACUUGAACUUGAAUAGUCAUGGUGAAUAUGGAAUUAGUCAAAUUUGCUAUUUUGACAGUCAUUCUAUACGCCCAAGUCUACGGGUCAUUUGGGUCUCCGAGCGAUGAUCGGGAUAUCUGGUCCGUGGAAAACUGGCAGCAUCAGGACCCGUCGGAUAGUGGUAUUGCCAUUCGCUUUGUUGAUCUCAUGAAAAGGUCGAAAUCACAGCAGUUCCAUGGGUUAAUGGGCAGAAGUUCUGGCGUUACUCAACCUGUACGUCUUGGUCGGAAAAGGAAUAAAGGCGGCGAGAUGUUUGUCGGACUCAUGGGCAGAAGGUCUUCUAGUGGAGAACUCCAGGAAGAAUGGAACAAAUCUCAGACAUACUACUAGAGAUCCAAAGGACCUCCACUACCUGAAGCUAUAAGAGUUCAUUGCUUUUCACUCAAACAUGUAUAAUCAGGCCAGUGCAAGCCUGGUAGCCUGUUAUAAAUGAGUAAAGUGUCUGUUUAACAUGAAAGCCAACCAAUAUCUAAUAGUGUCUCGUGGGUAGAAGCCACAUGUUUUGUGUAAAAAAAAACAUCCCUGAGAUCUAGGUGAUGUCCAUUUUGUAAAAUUGGGAUUUUCUAUGUGGACUAAUUGAUCAGGAUUGCCAUCAAGAAGUGAACGUGUCAUCAAGAGAUUAGUUGUAAGUUGUACUGAUGAUGUGCAGUGAAGGAUGGCUUGAUCUACAUUAAAACCUGAUAGUAAUAAUCUGACUUUACAAGCAAGGCUUCUGUGGACGUAUUUAGUUUUAGUUCGUUUGUUUAUGUUGGUAAAAUGUUUUCUUUUUGGGAUGUUGUUUACGGACACUUUUUCACAAUUUUUCCACUUUUUCCAGCAUCACUGUUGUACUACAAAUUGUGUUGAUAUUAUCAACAGACUGAAUACUGUUGUUCCACCAAAAAUAAAAGCAUUAUUUUGUUCUCCAGAACCAUAACAAGUUCUUCAUUUCUGGGUAGAUGUUUUACCUAUU
Clupea harengus (Atlantic herring) is the source of this 1554-nucleotide messenger RNA. It is a transcript of the gene tac4, whose product is annotated as tachykinin precursor 4. Lineage: Eukaryota; Metazoa; Chordata; Actinopteri; Clupeiformes; Clupeidae. The record is from RefSeq and is a predicted model, not a curated record.